GCUGAGAGACGGAGCUUUGCUGGGAGAGGUGCACGCUGUCCCGUGGAGUUGUCGCUGCAGAGAAAAAAUAUUUUUGGUGUAGAUACUGGGAUUGUGUACCUCAGAAUUGCAGCCCGAUGCUCUGACCUUGCUGUUUCUCUACUCUGUUUUUCCAGAUUGUCUAAGCUCUCAUUGGUCUGGUCCCUCUCAGUUCCCUUACAGCUGAGUGGUAUUCAUUAGAAUAACAAAGUUCAGCUGCCCCUUGCUGUGUUGCCAUAUUUUGUUAUAUAUCCCUGUUAGUCCAUGUUCGGUCCUUAUAGUGCUCUCACGAAUAACCCACUAUCCGUCUGACUUUGGGUACCGUUUCCACCCCCAAUUGCCCUCUCCUCUAAUCAGGCUGGAGCUUUUUACUCAGACGGUGAUGCUGCUGCUGGCCGCCACCUUUUUAGUGGCAUUUGUGCUGCUGCUGUAUAUGGUGUCCCCUCUCAUCAGUCCCAAGCCUCUCAAACUGGCUGGAGCCCAUGUGGUGGUGACUGGAGGAUCCAGUGGCAUUGGGAAGUGUGUUGCGAUCGAAUGCUUUAAACAAGGUGCCUUUAUAACUCUGGUUGCGCGAGAUGAGGGCAAGCUGGUACAAGCCAAGAAAGAGAUAGAAAAGUAUUCAGUAAAUGAUAAACAGGUUGUACUAUGUAUAUCAGUUGAUAUAUCUAAAGACUACAGACAAGUGGAAAAUGUCAUUAAACAGGCUCAAGAGAAAUUAGGUCCUGUGGACAUGUUAGUGAACUGCGCGGGUAUGGCAAUUGCUGGAAAUUUUGAAGAAAUAGAGAUUGAUAAGUUUGCUAGGCUGAUGGAAAUCAAUUAUCUGGGUAGUGUGUAUCCCAGCCGAGCUGUGAUACCUACCAUGAAGGAGAGAAGAAUGGGAAGGAUAGUUUUUGUUUCAUCUCAGGCUGGGCAACUGGGAUUAUUUGGCUACACAGCAUAUUCCCCUACAAAAUUUGCUCUUCGUGGUCUGGCGGAAGCUUUACAAAUGGAGGUGAAGCCAUACAACAUUUAUGUGACUGUGGCUUAUCCUCCAGACACUGACACCCCUGGAUUUGCUGAAGAAAAUAAAACAAAGCCUUUGGAGACCAAGUUAAUAUCUGAAUCUUCAAGUCUCUGUCAAGCAGAUCAAGUUGCCAGAGUGAUAGUUAAAGAUGCCAUUCAAGGUAAUUUCAAUAGUUCAGUUGGCUCAGAUGGUUAUAUGCUGUCCUCCCUAACGUGUGGGAUGUCCCCUGUAACAACCAUUACAGAAGGACUUCAGCAGGUUGUCACAAUGGGCCUGUUUCGCAUCAUUGCUUUAUUCUACCUUGGAAGUUUUGAUAGCAUUGUACGUCGCUGCAUGAUGCAGAAGCGCGAUUCUCAGAAAUCCUGUAAAACAGACUAGUGUCAAGAACUUAACAGACUGAUUGCUGCUAGGAAUACAAAUGACCUAAGGCUAAUGUUCCUGUCACCUGAUUAGUCUACCUAUUCAGCAUGUCACUGUUUUUCUGCCAAGAUGAAGUAAGAGCGUCCUUCAGAUGUUAAAAGCCUGCUGGUUACAAUGCAAACUGAAUUGAUUGCCGUGUUCUAAGUCUUAUAUAUGGCUGAUACAUGGUACAUGUGACAUAGACUGUUUUGUACACUGUUACUUUCAAUGAAAAGAAGCCUCUUUUUUCUUUCUAACUGUUAAUAAUGGUUCAACACCUAAUGAAUCUUUCACAGGGCCAUAACUUGUUGAGAAAGCAAACUGCUGUUUCUGGGCAUGGGAAGUAAUUAGGAAGCAAUUCAGAUACCUUGAAGAUAAAUUUUAAAAUGCUUACUAUGACCAAAAGAUGAUGCAAAUAUAGAAUGAAGAUUAUAAAUAUUUAGACUGAUGGAGGCCUUAACCGUAUAUCAUUUUGCAGUCCUAAAUGCUAAUAAAACUACCGCAAAUGAACUUAUAAGUUAUGUUUUAGUAGUAAAUACUGGAUGGCAACUAAUGAGGAAUACUAACUGGCUGCCCAUAAUACUGAAAAGCAAAGACAUUCUUUUUUUUUAGGGUCACAUUAGUUUUUUUUAUGCAUUUUGUCCAUUAUGGUCAAAGGACCAUAGAGAAGUCCUACUUGCAAAAUUGGUAGUGGUUAACAAAGUUCCACAUAAUUUUUGACAUUUACUGGUAUUGCCUAUUUUAAAGUGUAUUGGUUGGUUUCUUGGUUUCAAGAUAAGGAAGUGGUGCUGGGCCCUGAUAAAGGUUUGUUGCUUAUUCUCCAGUUAUUUGUAGAACCAGUAGUUUUACAAUACUCAACACUGAGCUAACCAUACAACAAGCAUUUUUAAAAGAUUUUUUUAAUGGACAGGUUUGCCAAGGUGGUAUCAGUUGUACUUUAUAAAGCAACAUUCUCAGCAAGUGCACUUUAAGAUGGAGAAUUAAAUCAGACUGAUCAGUGGCAGUUUCAGUGCUGUCCAAGAUUCUCCAUGCUUUGGUCCAAUUAUCAACUCUCCUCACACAUGUAACAAGAUUCUUGUCAAGAAGUCUAUGUAGAUUUUGGAAAUGCUUGGGACCAUUAUAAUUUUUUGGAGGGCCACAUCCAGCAAAUCACCACCAGUGAAUGGACCUGCUAUAGAGGUUGCUAUAGAGGUAGCAUAUUAGGGUUUUUGUUUGAGACUGUUAGAAGCAACUCAGGUGGAGCUAAACCUUAUACCAUGGACAAUAUGAGUUCUUACCAAAGUGUAGCAUCAUAGUUCUUUCUUUUAAAGAAAAGAUUACAGAAAUGAGGGUGAGCUUUUUAUAUCUUAUGGCCAGGACUAGUUACACAGAAUUGAUAUUUCUUUACAAGCAAUACAAAGUAAAAUGCACACCCAAACCACAGACCUUCAAAUGUUAAUUUAUAAAUCAGGAUUUUGGACUCUCCUAUAACUAACAUCUCUGAUCUAAAGGUUUUUUGGCCAAGAAUAGUAAUGGCUACAUUUUAAUAAUGCCUGAUUCAGAUUUGUUGCAUCCUGUGUUACAUAUAGGCAAUCUACUUCAUCAUGGAAAGCCAGUGUCUGUUUAGGAAAACACAGAUGAGAUCAAAUGUGGUACACCAUGCUCCCAAAAUUUAAUGUAAUUUGAAAAUGUUAUACAAAGUAUGACAAAAACAGGGUGGUAUUGCUGUCACUUAGGUUUGGCCUUACAUUAUCUGAGUACAGUGUACAUAUACUGUAGUUGACUGGUAACAGUGUGGUUGCUACUUUUUUAAAAAGAUCAAUUACAAAUCUUUUGUUUCAACAAUGAUUUUUGCCGUAUAAGCGUUCUGUUAAUUUGCAGGUAACUACAAUUCUAAAUGGGCGAAUUAUCGGAAUUUGAGACCAAAAACUUAAUACAAUUGACCAUUUUUUCCUGCAAAUGACAUUGCUUUUGGCAUUUAUCAGUUUUUCUUGUCUUUUUCUUGUCUUCGUGUCAAUUAUUCAUUGUCAAUGAAUCUUUCUGUCACUUCAAGUUGCUUUACAAUUAGUUUAUGGGAAGCUUGUGAAAUGCAAGAUAAAAACCUCUACCUGUACCAUUAGUUUCUAGUAAGUAGUUGAGUUAUAAUAAAGUCACAUAGAGCUUACAUAAUA
This is a messenger RNA of Xenopus laevis (African clawed frog), 3570 nucleotides long. RefSeq names its product 3-ketodihydrosphingosine reductase L homeolog (gene kdsr.L). NCBI's taxonomy places the organism in Eukaryota, Metazoa, Chordata, Amphibia, Anura, Pipidae. The transcript is spliced from 10 exons. The coding region runs from base 401 to 1399 and encodes 332 amino acids. The record is from RefSeq and is a predicted model, not a curated record. Gene Ontology annotation, cellular component: endoplasmic reticulum; endoplasmic reticulum membrane. Gene Ontology annotation, biological process: sphingolipid biosynthetic process. Gene Ontology annotation, molecular function: 3-dehydrosphinganine reductase activity.